CCUUUUGCCCCCAUUACGCUCAACCCUACCCAGAAAGAAAAAAAAAAAGUGAAACCCUAAACUAUUACUUUUAGAACCCAUUGCCAAAGUCAAACAUGCCUGUCACAGAAGUCGGAUGUAUGACUGUCAGACCUGGCCUUGACGUCAUGAACGAGACCACACGCGAGGGAAAGAUCGUAACGACUGCUUGGAAGGCCGUCACCAGCGAGAAGACUGGUCCGUAUCGUGUGUCCUGGGGUCUGGAGGAGGAGAACCCCGUGAACUUCUGGGCCUUCUUCGACUUUGCCUCGGUAGAGGAGCACCAGAAAUUCGCUCAAGAGCACGGAUCGGGAAUUGUCAAAGACUUCCCCGAGGUCUUCGACCGCGGUCUGUUCACCAAGCACAUUGACGUCAACCCCUACCCAGCUGCUGCGCUCAAGUCUCCCGUGACGGAGAUCAUGCUGGCCUUCUUCCCAUCGGACGUCUCGGACGAGCUCAAGACCGCCGCCAGUGAUCGUGUCGCCCGGUUUUCUGAGACAAGUCUCAAAAAGUGUGCCGAUGUCCAGGCGGUGAGCUUCGGCUGGGGGGUAGAGAACGACUUCCCCGUGCGCGGAGGGGAGGAGGGCCAGAAGGGCAGCAUGCUGAUAGCUCUCAUCGGGUGGCCGAGCAUUGACGCGCACAUGAAGUACCGGGAGACGGAUCUGUUCAAGGACAGCGUGCCGCUGAUUCGGGGGAUAGAGGGGCUUACGGCGCUAGGCAUGUUCCAUGUCAAGUCCCAGAACAUGGAGAAUGAAGUACGGAAGGUGUGAGGGGGGGGGGGGGAUGAAGUGAAAUUACUCUGCGUGGUUCCAUUCCCAAAAAGGAGAGGGAAAAGGACAAAAGCGCAAAAUGGGGUUGAUGGGAAAUAACUAGUCCCUUAUGCUGCAGAUCAACAUCUUUGGUCUCUCCCUAA
This is a messenger RNA of Cryphonectria parasitica EP155, 931 nucleotides long. RefSeq lists its product as uncharacterized. Lineage: Eukaryota; Fungi; Ascomycota; Sordariomycetes; Diaporthales; Cryphonectriaceae. Bases 96 to 788 code for a protein of 230 amino acids. The transcript is spliced from 2 exons. The record is from RefSeq and is a predicted model, not a curated record.